AUGCUCCGAUUCCUGGCCCACAUGCUGCUCAUCCCACUGCGUCUGAGCCCGCCGUCAUGGACGGGCGUCACAUUGCACUUCUCGCCAGCCCUUCCAGAGGCGGAAACUCCCAUCGAAAAUGAGGCCGAAGGCGGGGAAAGCACGGACAUUCGCAGCAAGCCCAACGGCAAUGGAUACCGUCCGGCAGAUGCAAACGGGAGCGUCAAGGCUAAUGGCAGUAGUCAUACAUAUGAAGAUGGAAGGGUACAUGGGGACGGGGAUGUGCCGUCCCUGCGAUACCUGCUGCACGAGCACUGCCCAUCCCUCCAUUCGACCUCUCACUUUCGCCCGACACCUUGGCUCGCCUCGGGCCACCUGCAGACGAUUUACUCUGCGCGCGCCAAUACGGUGCUGCAAGAGAAGGUGAGAUACAAACGCCGUGUGUUGCUCGUCCCGGAUGGCGGGACACUCUCACUCGACAUCAGUCCGCCCGAGCUGGCGCAAGACGACCCAACUGGUAACACCGAGACGCUUGUCAUACUCCACGGCCUCACAGGCGGCAGCGGCGAGACGUACGUGCGUAACAUCAUCAAGCCGCUCACCAAGCCCAAACGCGAAGGCGGACCGGGAUAUCGCGCGAUCGUCGUCAAUUUCAGAGCUUGCGCACACACGCCCGUCACAUCGCCACAGCUGUACUCGGCUUCCAAGACAUCGGAUCUGCGCUGUGCACUGCUCUUCAUCACCUCCGCUUUCCCCAACGCGCCGUUGGCUGGCAUCGGCUUUUCGCUUGGCGCCAACGUCCUCUCCAAGUAUCUCGGAGAAGAGGGCGACGCAACGCCUCUGCGCGCCGGCAUGGUCCUCGGCACCCCCUUUGACCUCUCCCGCGGAAGCAUGGUGCUGGAAAAACCCGGCAUCAACCGGGCUGUGUACAGCAGGACUAUGGCCGGCAACCUGGCCCGUAUGGUUGGCCGGCAUGUGGAUGUCAUCACGCUUGACAAGGACGCCGAAAAGCUCAUCUCCGCACUAUACCAUCCUCCGCCCGCGGAGGUCUGCCUGCGUGAGAGGAACGUGCUACCCAACACGCUCAAGUACUUUGACGACACCGGCACGCGCUUCCUUGGUGGGCACCGCAAGCCAUAUGGCGAGUUCCCGUUCGACACGGCCGAUGACUACUACCACGGCGGCUCGGCGCUGCCGACGAUGACUAACGUGCAGCGCCCGCUGCUCGCAUUCAAUGCGAUCGAUGACCCCAUCGUGCCGUACGAGCUGACGCAGAGCGUGCGCACCAUCAUGGGCAUGCGCGGCGUCGACCCGCCAACCGAGGGCGUCUCUAUCCGCUUGGUUGGCGCGGGGAACCCCAACAUUGUCCUUGCGACCACCAUGCUGGGAGGCCACCUCGGCUGGUGGGCCGGCUGGCGCCCGCGCAGGUGGAUCAGCGGGCCGAUCUGCGAGUACCUGCGCAUGGUCCUCGAAGCGCACGAGUUCGACCAUCUUGGCGGCAAGCGCAAGCACGCCUACAGCCAGCCCGGCCGCGUCGUCACCAAGGACGUCAACGUCGAUUUGCUCCCCAUCGAUGCGAUCCAGAAGUGGGACGACCCGCUGGCUGCUGCCACGGCUGCAUCUGUUAAGGUGAAUGAGAAGCCCCAGCCGUACGGCCGCAUGACCCCGGAGAACAACGCUAGCGCCAACGCCGACGUAGAUGUAGACGCAGGCGACGCGCGCGAGGUGGAGCAGCAAGUCGGCGCAGGGCAGCAGGACGGGCUGACAGCGCAAGGAGCCGGCAACGACCGUCUCGCGUGGCUCACGACCAAGGUGCUCCCGCACGCGCCGCUCGUGCAUCCGUUCAUGCAUGCGUACUACCACCGAGAUGCCGACGGCAAGCAGCGCCAGGAGGACAUGCUUCGUCGCGGGCGCCGGUUGCAACUGCGCAUGACGCUCGACGCCACUCGCCUCGAGGUUGGCUUCGCAGAACUGCGCAAGGAGCUCCGCGUCGCAGGCGCAGGUGACGUAUUCAUCGGCGGCCUGGAUAUCCCCGGCGGCGUCCGAGACGCCACAGUUGCCGAGAGACACCAAGGGCUCAUUCAAGGUCUUUGA
This is a messenger RNA of Tilletiaria anomala UBC 951, 2073 nucleotides long. RefSeq lists its product as uncharacterized. Gene Ontology annotation, molecular function: acetylesterase activity; monoacylglycerol lipase activity. NCBI's taxonomy places the organism in Eukaryota, Fungi, Basidiomycota, Exobasidiomycetes, Georgefischeriales, Tilletiariaceae. Bases 1 to 2073 code for a protein of 690 amino acids. Gene Ontology annotation, biological process: medium-chain fatty acid catabolic process; medium-chain fatty acid biosynthetic process. The record is from RefSeq and is a predicted model, not a curated record. The transcript has 3 exons.